This is a messenger RNA of Lates calcarifer (barramundi perch), 2930 nucleotides long. It is a transcript of the gene pcca, whose product is annotated as propionyl-CoA carboxylase subunit alpha. The coding region runs from base 59 to 2146 and encodes 695 amino acids. Gene Ontology annotation, molecular function: propionyl-CoA carboxylase activity; ATP binding; metal ion binding. Gene Ontology annotation, cellular component: mitochondrion. NCBI's taxonomy places the organism in Eukaryota, Metazoa, Chordata, Actinopteri, Centropomidae. The record is from RefSeq and is a predicted model, not a curated record. The transcript has 23 exons.
CUCUAUAAAGCUCCAACGUCAUCACGUCGCAGAUUGUUGACCGUCACUGAGGAGCAACAUGGCGGCGCACAGUCUCUCUCCGUCUCUGUACAGACUGCUGUUCGCUGUAAAGUAUGCCUCGCUCCACUCCAGAUGCUGUGCAGUGCACAAAAAGGCUCAAUAUUCCACCAUCUACAAUCCCAGUGAAAAGACCUUUGAGAAGAUCCUUAUUGCCAACAGAGGAGAGAUUGCUUGCAGAGUGAUCAAGACGUGUAAGAAGAUGGGCAUCAAGACUGUAGCUGUUCACAGUGAUGUGGACUCUAGUGCUGUCCAUGCAAAGAUGGCUGAUGAGGCGGUGUGUGUCGGCCCCGCCCCUACCAGUAAGAGCUACCUGAACAUGGACGCCAUCAUGGAUGCCAUCAGAACAACUGGAGCACAAGCUGUUCAUCCUGGAUAUGGCUUUCUGUCUGAAAACAAAGAGUUUGCAAAGCGACUGGCAGCAGAAGGCGUUACAUUCAUUGGCCCAGACACCCAUGCUAUCCAGGCAAUGGGAGAUAAAAUUGAGAGUAAACUAAUUGCUAAAGCUGCUAAGGUCAACACUAUCCCAGGAUUUGAUGGAGUUGUCAAGACUGCUGAGGAAGCUGUGAAGAUCGCACAGGACAUUGGCUACCCAGUGAUGAUUAAAGCAUCUGCAGGAGGAGGAGGGAAAGGAAUGAGAAUUGCUUGGAAUGAUGAAGAGACAAGAGAAGGUUUCCGGUUCUCAUCCCAAGAGGCAGCAUCCAGCUUUGGAGAUGAUAGGCUUCUCAUUGAGAAGUACAUAGACAACCCCAGACACAUAGAGAUACAGGUGUUGGCUGAUAAACAUGGUAAUGCUCUGUGGCUGAAUGAGAGGGAGUGCUCCAUCCAGAGGAGGAACCAGAAGGUGGUGGAAGAGGCUCCCAGCACUUUUCUGGACUCAGUGACACGGCAGGCGAUGGGUGAGCAGGCAGUACAGUUGGCCAAAGCUGUGCAGUACUCCUCUGCUGGCACUGUGGAGUUCCUGGUGGAUUCUAAGAAGAACUUCUACUUCCUGGAGAUGAACACACGACUACAGGUAGAACAUCCAAUUACAGAGUGUAUUACUGGCCUGGACCUGGUGGAGCAGAUGAUAAGGGUUGCCAAGGGUUACCGACUGCAGCACAAACAGGAAGAUAUCCCAAUUAACGGUUGGGCCAUUGAGAGUCGUGUCUAUGCUGAGGAUCCUUACAAGUCUUUUGGCCUUCCCUCUAUUGGACGGUUGUCUCAGUACCAUGAGCCACUCAACCUCAGCAAUGUCCGUGUAGACAGCGGCAUCCAGGAGGGCAGUGACAUCAGCAUCUACUAUGAUCCCAUGAUCUCUAAGUUGGUUACCUAUGGAGCUACACGAUCUGAGGCCCUUGCCAGGAUGGAGGAUGCUCUGGAUAACUAUGUUAUCAGAGGUGUGACCCACAACAUUCCCCUCCUGCGGGAAAUCAUCACCCACCCUCGCUUUAUCUCUGGUGACAUCAGCACCAACUUCCUGCCAGAAGUUUAUCCAGAUGGCUUCAAGGGUCACCAGCUGGAGGCAGACACACGCAGGGAGCUGCUGGCCUCAGCAGCAGCGCUCUACAUCACUGCUCAGCUCCGCUCACAGAGGUUCCUGGGCGAGUUGAGGGUGUCCUCCAGCCCUGUGGAGUGUAACCACUGGGAGCUGUGUGUGGAGCUUGGAGAGCAACGACAUGUCUUGGAGAUUACCAAAUCAGGGAAUGUUUACACUGUGGAGGUGGAUGGAGGAGAGGUGGAAGUAAGUGGACAGUGGGACCUGGCCUCCCCUCUGCUGCCACUCACCAUCAACAGCACACACAAGAUGCUACAGUGUCUGUCCAGAGAUGCUUCAGGAAACAUUGUCCUGCAGUACCUGGGCACAUCGUUUCAGGUUCGGGUUCUGUCCAAGUUGGCUGCAGAGUUGAACUCCUACAUGCCAGAGAAAGUUCCAGAAGACACCAGCAGCAUCCUGCGUUCACCGAUGCCUGGCACAAUGGUGGCUGUGUCUGUCAAGCCUGGAGAUACGGUAACACAGUCCAAUAUACAGAGGUUUACAACAUUCCUACAGCAACUCUUACUUCACUGGCUCAGGUGUUGCAGAGGGUCAGGAGAUCUGUGUCAUUGAAGCCAUGAAGAUGCAGAACAGUUUGACUGCUGUCAAGCAAGCAAAGGUUAAGAGUGUCCACUGUAAGCCAGGGGACACGGUGGGAGAGGGAGACCUGCUGGUGGAGCUGGAAUAAAACCGAACCUUUGACUUUUUGAUGUGUGAUAUCAGCCGGCUUGAGCCUUACUCCUCUCCAUGUCGACAGAGGAAGAUCCACGUUGGCAAACAGACUGGACAAUAACAGAUGCUUGAUGUAUUUUGCCAGUAGUCAUUCUCUACAGUGGCCCUGGCAGAGUUAGUUCCCUGAUGGUGUCUCAAAGCUAACUUGUAUCAGCAGUGCUAAACUGCCUUCUCCACAUGUUAGACUCCUUCAUGUGGCUCCUCUUGUGAAUCUCUCCAUACUGUGACCCUUUUUUGUUUUCUAGACCUGAUUAUUAGUUUUUGUUAAAGAUCAGUUCACCCACAGUACAGAAACACAUUAGCUCUUUUUAGCCCUCUUGCUGGCCUUGCGAGAGUUUUGAUUCAUAUGCCAACAUUUCUGCAUAGGUAAAGGCUGCUGCCUCUCCAGUACAAUGGAAGGGCAUUCCGCCUUGAUCUGAGCAUCAGAGAGAAUGUUCUGUUCACCUCUGUUGCACUGGAGUGGAGCAGAAGUCUCAGAGACCUUGGUGGACUAAACCGAGACACUUUGUGUAGCUCAAUACCACUGAAGGUCAGCAGGAUAAAUGUCUGUUGUAAUUUUGGUUUAACUGGCACUUAAAGACACUACACACAAAUAAUAAAGUGCUCCUUCUUUUCCACACAGUAA